AUGUUUGGUAGAAUCAUCGUGGGCAGAAGAUACAUCAAAAUAAUAUUAUUAGCAGUUGUCCUUAUUCCUCUACUUCAUCAGCUAAUAGUUCUCAUAACUCGCGGUAAAGAACACACUGGAUACAACAUUCCCAAACUUCAGGAUAAAGUGCCCACUCUUCAAGGGGUUAAUGACUAUUUCAAAAAUAUCGGCAAUUCUGCGCAAAAUGCCACUGAAACGCCUGAUGAUAUUGUUGACGCUGGGGAGCCGGUGGUGAUUUAUCCUGAUGUGAGUGAUCCAGAAAUAUUGGCAGACUUGCCAUACUUGAAAGCUGAUGGUUCACUAAAUAAAUAUUUCUUCUCCAAGUUUGUCGAUCAUGAUGAUAACAAAAAGGCAAGAAAAGUGUUCCAAGAAAAUAAUAGAUUGUACGCAGACUACAUUAUGGAACCGAUCGACGAACCAAAGGUCGACAACUUGCAAAGACCAAGUGAGGACUAUAAAUUAGCCAAUGCCACAUUACUAUCUUUGGUGAGAAAUUCCGAAUUGGAUGGGAUCCUAUCGGCCAUGGAGCAGGUUGAGGCAAAAUUCAAUAGUAAGUUCCAUUAUCCUUGGACGUUUAUGAAUGAUGUAUCAUUCAGCAAGGAAUUCAAAACCAAAGUUAAGGCAGCCACAGAGAGUGAAGUUCAUUUCAUCACCAUUCCUAAAAAACUUUGGAAAAAACCAAUAUUCAUUGAUAAAGACCUUGAACAAAAAAAUAUUGAUUUGAUGUUGGCCAACGGUGUGGGGUAUGCCGACAUGGAAUCGUACCACAACAUGUGUCGUUUUUACUCCGGUACUUUCUACAAUAUCCCACAUUUGCAACAAUUUAAAUAUUAUUGGCGUGUCGAGCCUGACACUAAGUAUUUUUGUGACAUUGACUACGAUGUCUUCAAAUUCAUGCAGGACAAUAACAAGAGCUAUGGGUUCAAUAUCAACUUGUACGAUGGGCCAAGUAGUAUUACCAAAUUAUGGAACACCACCAUGGAAUUUUUAGAAGAACACCCAAAAUAUCUCAACCCGAACGGAGCCUUCCAGUGGUUACUUGAAGAUAUGCAGAACCCAGAAAAGAAUCAAAUAGCAGGCUACUCAACAUGUCAUUUCUGGUCGAAUUUCGAAAUUGCCGAUAUGGACUUCUUCAGAGGAGAAGCCUACAGCAAAUGGUUUGAACAUCUUGAUAAUUCCGGAGGAUUCUAUUACGAACGCUGGGGUGAUGCCCCGGUUCAUGCCAUCGGGUUGGGGUUGUUUGAAGAUAAAUCAAGGAUUCACUUUUUUAGGGACAUUGGAUAUCAUCAUAUGCCAUUUACCAAUUGCCCGAACAGCGACAGAUGCGAUUGUGAAGCAGGGAAGUUUGUGCCUUGGUUUCUGGUGGAGAAGGAAAAUUGUAUGGCCAAUUGGGUCAAAUAUGGGAUGUCUGAGGAUGAAAAGAACAUGUUUUAG
This is a messenger RNA of Saccharomycopsis crataegensis, 1455 nucleotides long. Its product is annotated as glycosyltransferase family 15 protein. Gene Ontology annotation, biological process: cell wall mannoprotein biosynthetic process; protein N-linked glycosylation; protein O-linked glycosylation. The record is from RefSeq and is a predicted model, not a curated record. The coding region runs from base 1 to 1455 and encodes 484 amino acids. Gene Ontology annotation, cellular component: Golgi apparatus; membrane. Gene Ontology annotation, molecular function: alpha-1,2-mannosyltransferase activity. The transcript has a single exon. NCBI's taxonomy places the organism in Eukaryota, Fungi, Ascomycota, Saccharomycetes, Ascoideales, Saccharomycopsidaceae.